Messenger RNA from Mizuhopecten yessoensis (Yesso scallop), 1059 nucleotides. Its product is annotated as immediate early response gene 5-like protein. The transcript has a single exon. Bases 1 to 1059 code for a protein of 352 amino acids. The record is from RefSeq and is a predicted model, not a curated record. NCBI's taxonomy places the organism in Eukaryota, Metazoa, Mollusca, Bivalvia, Pectinida, Pectinidae.
AUGAAUUCAGAAGCACAGAGACUUAUCACUGUGUCUUUGGGGAAAAUACAGGCCUCGCGUUCCCAGCGAGGCGGAAUAAACUUGCAUAAAAACUUACUAGUAGCGUGUGUGCUUCACAAAGCCAGAACAGCUUACAUGAUGGACAACCUACAAACUAUGCUGAUUAACAGGAGGGCUCAAUCGGAAUCUAAACCAGUGGAAUCACCUGUUACUCAGAUAAGUACAAACAGUUCUUCAUGUAUCACAAAUACUACUAGCGUGGUUGUACGAGCCAGCCAUGACGCGACCAAGAGGUCACGCGAGGAAACAGAGCCGUGUACCACUGAAGCGUGUCGCGAACAGAACAAAGAAAACUCGCCACCUAAACGCCUGAGGGUUGAAUCAAGUGAUAUCACAGAACAAAAACUAUCAUCAGAUUCAUCAUGCUCAAAAUCUAAACCUUCAGAUUAUAAGAAAUCUUGUAGCUUGGUGACUGUGCGUGCAAGCAACACUCCCGUAACCCCAAGUCAAUGUACGGAACAGCCAAAGGUCACUGAUGCUUACGUCAACAGCCAGUCAUGUGUGGGGUGCGUAAAACGUAGGCGUUUUAGCACGGACUCGUCAACAACGGAAGAGGCACACGAGGGCGUUAAGCGGCCUCGUAUCGAACGGGUCAUCGAUACCAGUGAUGAUGUAACAGACUCUGACAAUGUUUUCAUGCCCGACCCCCAAACGGACAUACAUUCCCGGGGCGAGGCAGUUGAGUCGAGUUUACCCAACCAGGAUACCUUACACAGUGUGGUACAACAUUUGCAGCCAGAAUCAAUUCAAAUUACGAAUCUUGUUACUAUUUUUAACACGGGAUUCGGUGGACUUUGUGAAAAGAACUUAUCGGACAAUGUUGAACAGAUCGUUGACUGUAAUAAUAACAACGAAAAAUCCCAGGAUAAACGGGACACUGUGACGUAUUACAACAAUGUGCACGGGCACAAAUUCUCUGUACUGGACAGCUGUAGCACACAGGUGAUUGACUCUACAAAGGUCGAUUCGGUUCCCAUGCCAACGGCCAUUGCUGUGUAG